Molecule: messenger RNA, 3471 nt
Organism: Penicillium waksmanii
Lineage: Eukaryota; Fungi; Ascomycota; Eurotiomycetes; Eurotiales; Aspergillaceae
Product: putative DNA damage repair protein Mus42
Exons: 2
Coding region: 1-3471 (1156 amino acids)
Biological process (GO): error-free translesion synthesis; error-prone translesion synthesis
Cellular component (GO): nucleus
Molecular function (GO): DNA-directed DNA polymerase activity; damaged DNA binding; deoxycytidyl transferase activity
Source: RefSeq, a predicted model, not a curated record
AUGGGCUCUCGUCAUGAUGCCUCAUCUAGUGCGGUGCGGAAGCGGAUCGAGAAUCAUGACUUCAACAAUGAGACCGGCGAGGAGUACGAAGCCUCCAGCUUCGGCGGCUUUGCAGAUUAUAUGCGCCGAAAGAAGAUCAAACUUCAGAAUCUAGACGCAGAAAUCCGAUCGACAUCCGGCGACUGUCCACCCAUCUUCCGCGGGGUCGUUGCGCAUGUUAAUGGCUACACCCAACCCUCCCUCCAAGAUCUCCACCGCCUAAUUGUCAGCCAUGGUGGUGGCUUUCUACAAUACCUAGAUAGUAAGACUAUUGCUACGCAUAUAAUCGCCAGUUCAUUGACCCCGAAGAAACGAGAAGAGUUUCGACGGUAUCGCAUUGUGAAACCUGCUUGGGUAACCGACAGCAUUAAAGCCGGUCGUUUACUUCCUUGGGAUGAAUAUCGUGUGGUAGACGAAGGUCAUGCUCAAAAAAUCUUAAAGUUCGGUGAUGGUCGCUUUGGCAGUCAUACCAACACUCCCCAGUCGAGUUACAGAGACCAAUCCAGAAAGAGCUGGUACAACGCACAAAUACAAUCGAUGAGUUCAACUGGGGUGUCAGAAACUCCAUCUAAGCCACCACGGCCAUCUCCAAAUUUCCCAAGUCAGCCCUCUCAAUCCGACUAUGGCGAUUUCCCAAGCUUCACUGCCCUCGAUGAUGUCAAAUCCAGUUCUCCCACUAAGGAGCCCCGAGAUUCAAACAUCACGUCCGAGAAGCCGAUGACUACCAAUACCUCUGAUGGAAUACGUCAGGCUUCCCCUGAAAGAGAACUGCAAAUUUCGGAAAUAUCUGCGGUAGCAAGCGAACCCAGCCCUUCGUUGGACCCCCAGAUGACCUCUGAGGAAUACAACGCACAGCUUCUCACCGAUCCCCGAAUGCGAAAUUCAAGCUUUGCCAAUCCUGACUUCAUUCAGCAAUAUUAUCGAGAGUCCAGACUUCAUCAUUUGUCAACAUGGAAAGCUGAGUUGAAAGCCCAACUUCAAGCAGCAACCAGGGAGAAGGCACAAUCGCAACCUCCUCCAAGAAGAGCUGCACCUGGAUCAAGAAGAUACAUUCUUCAUGUCGAUUUCGAUUCAUUCUUCGCCGCAGUUUCGAUUCUAAAACGACCAGAUCUCAGAGAGAAGCCGGUGGCCAUUGCACAUGGUUCGGGUCCUGGUUCUGAGAUCGCCAGUUGUAAUUAUGUCGCGCGGGGUCACGGUGUGAGAAACGGCAUGUGGAUGAAAGGUGCUCUGCAGGCAUGCCCUGAACUUCAGGUACUGCCUUACGACUUUCCCGCGUACGAGGAUGCGAGUCGCAAGUUCUAUAGCUCUGUCCUUGCUAUUGAUGGCAUUGUUCAAAGCGUGAGCAUCGACGAAGCGCUCAUCGAUAUUACAAAUCAAUGUUUGGAGGCGGGCGGCUCCGACAAUCAAGACGCGUCAGAAGAGUCUAUUGAUCGUGAGCGUGCAUUGGCAGACGAGAUUGCCCAAAACUUGCGGGAUUCGAUCAAAGAAAAGACAGAAUGUGCUGUUUCAGUUGGGAUCGGCGGCAACAUUUUAUUAGCCAAAGUGGCGCUGAGAAAAGCAAAGCCAGCAGGACAGUUUCAGCUUAAGCCGGAUGCCGUCCUAGACUUUAUCGGAGACCUGACCAUAAGAGAUCUUCCGGGCUUUGGAUCCAGCCUUGGAAGUAAGAUGGAGGAGAUUGGUGUUAAAUUCGUCAAGGAUGUUCGCGACAUCCCUCGAGAGAGAUUGGUCUCCAGUUUAGGGCAAAAAACCGGUCUGAAAAUAUGGGAAUAUGCUCGGGGUAUCGACAAGGCCGAGGUCGGCAACGAAGUACAGCGAAAAUCAGUUUCGGCUGAGGUCAAUUGGGGCAUCCGAUUUGUCAAUCAGGAACAGGCGGAUGACUUUGUCAGUUCUCUAUGCAAAGAACUCCACGGUAGACUUGUUGAAAACCUGGUCAGGGGCAAACAACUUACGCUAAAGGUCAUGCGGAGGUCAUUGGAUGCUCCCCUUGAGUCCACAAAACACCUUGGUCACGGCAAGUGUGACACGUUCAACAAAAGCGUCGUCAUUGGCGUGGCCACCAAUGCGUCCGACAUUUUAGGCAAACAAGCCAUCUCAAUGUUGCGAAGCUUCAACUUCUCCCCAGGUGAUCUCAGAGGUCUCGGUGUCCAAAUGACCAAGCUGGAGCCGCUCAAGGCUGGGCCCACUACAACCCUUGAAAGUAGCCAGCGACAGCUCAAUUUCCAGGCGUCCCCCGUACGCAAAAAGCCAGUGGUGAAUGCGGACCCUGAUGAAUUGGACAGUCCCCAAAAGGGCGAUUCUGCCAGGAUCCAGGUCGAUCCAGUCCUCAGCAACAGUGCGCAUAAGCCAAUGAACAUGUCAGGAUCUCAGUUCAUCAUGCCCACGCAAGCAGAUCCUCAGACCAUCUCAGAACUACCUGGAGACAUCAGAUCAAGACUUGUGGCACAAGCAAAACCCCGACAAGAUUCCCGCUCUGGCUCUCCAUGUCCACCUCCCCGUUCGCGAGAAACUGUUAAUACCGAUCUACCUCCUCAGUCCCAGUUGGAUCCAGAGAUCUUGGCUGCUUUGCCCGAUGAUGUUCGAAAUGAAGUCCUGGGCUACUACAGUGUACCACCCACUACAUCCGCCCCCUUAGCACCACCUUCACUGCCAGCAGCAUCUAUACCGCGACCCGCAUCUUCUAGCGGACUCAAACUAAGAAGGCCAACAUCCCCUCCUAAGAAGAGACGCGGUCGUCCUCCGAAAUCUACGUCAACUGCCAACAGUCAUUUGAAGCAGUCGAGUUUUGCAUUGCCACGAGCUGCGGCUGUUGCAAUUUCAACAAGCCAAACGACAUCUCGACAGCCUUCUCCGGCUAUACAAGAACCGCCCGAAGCCUCGGCAGAAUUUCUAGCUGCACUUCCUGAAGACAUCCGACAAGAAAUUCUCGAAGAGCAAAAGCGAGCACGAAUGGCCCAGACUCCCCAUGUCUCCGUUCCAGCACCAACCAGGCCACCCUCCCAACCUCAAGCACCAGCCGCCCCUGCUCCUGCCCCUGCUCAGGUUGAAAAGGUAUUACAUCUACCUCCUCUGCCCGAACGCCCUGUCUUCACAUCGCAGCGUCUAUCUGCUUUGCCAGAUCUGCGAGAUGCAGUCGGGGCAUGGCAUUCAGCUUUUGCAACCGAUGGUCCCUACGAGGAAGAUGUCCAGGCCCUAUGCACGUACCUGCGAUGUGUCAUUUUCGAUGAAAAGGAUAUUGAUAAAGCUUUUUCUGUCGUGCGCUGGCUUAUGUGGCUUGUUGGCGAGCAUGCCUCUCCGGAUGAUUUAGUUGAGAAACAACCCCCUCGAUCUGCACAGAGUGAUAUCGUGACCUGGGCCGAUGCAAUUCACGUAAUGCAAAGUGCUGUACAGCGGGCUUUGGAUGAGAGGGGGCUGCCAUCUUUGGACUUUGAAUAG